Messenger RNA from Mollisia scopiformis, 558 nucleotides. RefSeq lists its product as uncharacterized. Lineage: Eukaryota; Fungi; Ascomycota; Leotiomycetes; Helotiales; Mollisiaceae. The record is from RefSeq and is a predicted model, not a curated record. The coding region runs from base 1 to 558 and encodes 185 amino acids. The transcript has 3 exons.
AUGUCUACCUCUUACUCCUACGCUCAACUCUCCGCAGAAAACCUGGACGUCAUCUCCACAUACAUCGCACGAGUCCGACCAGCCGUCUGUCAGAGAGUAGAUUGUCCCCAGUCUGGCGACAUCGUACUCCAUGGUAAAGAGGCUUUGGAGCUAUUCGAACAAGAAAUCUUGGACAUCCCACAACAAGAGCGUGAGGACUCCGAAAACGUCGAAGUCCUCGUGGCCGAUACUGUGCUCAUCAUCAAUCGUCGACUCGACGAUCUGGAAGAGGAGCAGGGAUACGCUAAUGACGCGCUACGGCGCAUCGAGGACGUAGCGCCCCAAUACCUCGCACGCGAAAUGGGCAUCCGAAGGGCUCAUGACGACGCUACUAGGGUGCGCCAGGAGAUAAAAGUUCAGACCAUAGAAUUCCUUGUGAGGUUAAGUGCCGCUUACGUAGCCUGGUUACCUGAACAUCGUUUCCGCGAAGGACAAGCGUUGGCGGAACAGAUCAACGAGAAUUUGGAAUGGUAUGAAGCCCAGCAAACACAACUGUUAGGAGAGAACGCUCUUGACUAA